Molecule: messenger RNA, 2427 nt
Organism: Leptopilina heterotoma
Lineage: Eukaryota; Metazoa; Arthropoda; Insecta; Hymenoptera; Figitidae
Exons: 5
Source: RefSeq, a predicted model, not a curated record
UUCUUUUCAUUUUUUAUAGAAUCCAGUAAGAGUGCAACUUCUCACGAUGUCGAAUACAGGAAAUUUGCCGCUCUUCGUUACACAAUCGAAAAUUUAGACGAAUUGGAAUUACAGUCCCGCGUCACAUCGGAAUUGGUUCACAAUUUAUGGAAUCAGGUGCCACUUCCAGAAAUUUUUCUAUUUCCCUCGCAACAAAUUCAACCAUAUUUUCUGUCUCAUCAAAUGCUACCAGUUAUUUUACACUUAAUUCCAAAACCUCAAAAAUUACCAAAUGGACAGGAGUACAGUCCGCAGAUUUGGUCAAAUCAGUCGUCAUACGUUAAAGUUGGUCAUUAUUAUCCACCAAUUCCAACCAUUGGAGUAAUGCGAUCACCACCGCCACCACCACCACCAGUUCCAUUUGUCAAUCCUGAUGUUCCUGAGUACUAUCCUCAUAGAUAUGUGACACCAGUUGUUGAAUGUGAUGAGCGUGGCGCGCCUCUACAAGUAUUUCCCUCGACAUCAUCCGAAAUCUAUUAUCCAGAGGAUCUCUUCUCCAACAGGCAGACACCAACUCCAAAUUUUCAAGUACCACAUUUCUAUUGUAUUUUUCAGAAUACAAAUGUGUCAAUUUUACCUCAUCAUGGUGUUAAUACGGCAAUUCAAUACCCCCAAUGGUAUCAACGUGUCGCCAUUCCUCUGCAAUUACAAGGUCCAAUUUACGUGCCACAGCAUCCAAUUUACGCAUCGAUUCAACCAAUUUAUCCAACUGUUGUACAACAGCCAAUUGCAUUAGCAGAAAAGACAUUGCCCUCUGCUCCAUCAUCAACCGCCGCCUCAAUUCCCGUCUAUCAAAAAGCACCCGAAUCAUAUCCCGAUUAUCCGCAACGUCGUAAAAAUCAAGGCGCCGAUUUCAACAAUCUCAUUCUCCUGACGAAAGGCGGCAUCAAAACAAGAAGACCACAAACGAAAGGCUCCAAACAGAAAAGUAAUUCUACAAAAGAAAAAUUAAAUUCCGAUAUUAAUCAUAAUGUUACAGAUAAAAUAGAAGUUGAAGAUGAUCUUGAUUUAUUAUCAAGUUCCGAAACAAAUUGCAUUUGUUUGAAAAUGAAAAAUUCAAAGCAAACGAUGAAUUCAUUGAAUAAUGAAAAAUUAAUUGCACUUAAAGAAAAUACAAUUGAAGUUAGUCAGAGAAAACGAUUGUACAGUGAUGUAUUGGCAAAUUCACCAUCAAAUAAUAAUAAUAAUCGAAUUGAGGAAAAUUCGUCGGAGAAAACAUACGAUAAUUUAGAACGUCAAGCUAUGGAACAAUACAGAACAUCCGAAGAAUGUCUGGCACUUCGCUAUCAAGAACUGGAACGCCAAGCUUUAGAGCAGUACAUAAGCAGUGAAAAUUCUGGCUCCGAGGAUUUUCUAAACAUCGAUUUUGUUCAGCCAGAGUGCUCGCAGAGGGGCGACGAUCAAUCAUUACUUUCAUUAGACAAAAAUCCUUUUGGCGCCGUGUGCUCAGAUUAUGCAGGCAGUUCUUCGACAAUAGAGUCAUCAACUGUAAAAGAAACAGAAGGUUUUCACUCCGAAGCAAUUGUAAAGAGUUUGACGACUUUGUCUCGUAAUAUAAAUCAGGAGCAAAGGGAUCAAAAAGGAGCUUCUGGAGAUGAAAACGAUAAUGAGCAGGCAAAAGGACUAUCGAGGCAAAUAUUAUUAAUGACCAGUUUAACGAGAUCAUCGUACAUAAAUGUGAUUAAAGCAACGGACAUAAAAACACUUUGCAAAAAUUUUGUACCAAUAUUUUAUCAAGUGCCUGUAAUGAUGCAAGCGGGUGGUGGCGAUGAACAAAUUGCCUUCGACUUCUCACCCUACACAAUGGAAAAAUAUUUAAUUCAUUCCGAAGAGCAUUUUAUCAAUAAUGGCUCAUUAAAUCCCGAAGAUCAGAAAUCUAUCAUCUCUUCUCAAUAUGAAGGAACAUCAUUUUCUGAAUUAAAUUACGUAACAAGAUCAUCUCAAGAUAAGUUAUCAUUUCCCUCAACAGAGUUUCAAUUAAUUUCCGGACAGAAUAUCAUCGAGGAAGAAUAUCUACACACCGAAAGUUAUUUCAUCCUUCAAGUGGAGCAAUAUUUAAAAAAUUUUGUCCGACAAACUUAUAAAAUGAAUUCCAUCGAUAAUUUCGACGAAUAUCUAAGAAUUAUUAUAUGGUCCAAUUUUCUCAACAAUCGAAAUUUGAGACUCGAAGACAUUCAUUCUUGGAGCGAGGUAAAAGAAACGGAUGUAAAUCUAUCAAUUCAAAUUAAUAAUGUAGAAAGAAUUCGUUCAUAUGAAACAAUGACUGGAAGUCAUUACGAGAGUGUUCCCGAUCUAUUGAAAAAGGCUUAUUGUAUUUUAAAAAAAAUUCAAAACGACAAGACGAAAUUGUUUACAGACUCAAUUUUUGAAGAGUUUCUUGAAGAUUGA